AUGGCGUCGCAACAGCUACGGACUUUUACCCCGGGCGCUCCCCAAGUGCCUCGAUCUGUAGAAACUUCGGAGGACCAGCAGGUGACGUCUUUGGCAUCGCAUGGUGAUCUCUUCUUGUGGAGCUCCCGACUACAGCUGGAGCCCGGCCCGACGAGAGAGGCGACUGUCCAGCCGCUGGCAGUGCAGAUGCUGAAGGCCGUGCAGGAACUCCAUGAUUUGUCAAUAGCACACCGAGAUCUGUCCUGUGAAAACAUCCUCGUGACUCAGGUAGACGAUACUCUGGAAGUCCGUGUUAUAGAUUUCGCUGCAGCGUGUGGAUCACGAUUUUCCAGCGGCGCGCAUGGGAAAGACAUGUACGUCGCUCCGGAGGUCCACCUCGGCGGCAAGUUUGAUACUUUCCUAUCGGACGCCUUUGCUCUCGGUGUGAUCUUCCUAUCUGUUCUCUUGCAGAGGUAUCCCUGGAACUCCACCAAGCCGGGAUGCUGCAAGUCGUUUGAAUAUGUGCGGAAGCAUGGGCUGCGAAAGUACUUGAUGCGCCGGAAGCUCUCAGGAGCAAGCCUGACCUUCGCAGAUGCGAUAUCCGAUUCCUGCCUGCACUUGCUCGAAGGUCUGCUGGAAGUCGAUCCGGGCGAACGCUUGACUCUGGGUGAGAACGCCUGGUCGUUAAGUGGCGAUCGGGUCUCCGUGUGGAGUGAGGAUUGGGUGCUAUCAGCACCAGCUUGGGGACGCGAGAUUAGCGAUUUCUGA
Messenger RNA from Symbiodinium sp. CCMP2456, 747 nucleotides. Lineage: Eukaryota; Dinophyceae; Suessiales; Symbiodiniaceae. The record is from the annotation of a GenBank genome assembly.